AUUUAAAAAAAGCGUAUUUCAAAAUGAGUGUCACUUAUGCAUCGCGCUAUGAAGCUGUAUUUUUAUGUACGCAUCCAAAAGGACCGAAAAUGUCUCAAUACGCUGCCGCCAAAUACAUGCAGAAAUCAAAAUCGUUCGUCCAAAAGUGGGUACAACGUUACUUUGAAACGAAAACGGUGGAUGAUUUGCCAGAACGCGGCACGGCACGAGUGUUUACUGGUAAAGACGUUAAAAGAAUUGUGAGUCUAUUUGAAAAGAAGAAGAAUAGCAUGUUGUCGCUGCGUCAAGGACAGGCGAUAUUAAAAAAAAAUGGUUUAAAAAUAUCGUGCGAAACCAUAAGACGUUAUCUUCGUCUUCAUGGCGUAAAGACGCAGCGCAAUAAAGAAGCCGAUACUAAUGGAAAAACACGUGAGAAUACGAUUCACUUGGGCAAAAGAAAGUAAGGAUUGAAGUAUAAAAAUAAUCUUCACGGACGAAACAUCUUUCGGCACGUUCUAUCGUCCUACGAUCCUGGUAUUCUGGAUCUACCACCAUCAAUAAACUUGUGUACCGUUAAACACACGAUAAAGGUGCACUGCUUCUCGGAGCAAGGAUUUGACUACCUUUACUUAUUUACAGACGAUUUGAACGCAAAAGAAAUGUUAAAAAUAUAUCAAAAGGCUUUGAUUUCAUCUGCCCAACGUUGGUUUCAAUUAAUAAAGAAGAUAACAAAGCAAGUUCUGCAAGAACUGGAAAGAGCAAAAUGAUAUCAUGACGCUGGACUGGCCGCCGCGAUCCGAUGCGAAUCCGAUUGAAAAUAUAUGGGCGUUUAUCAAGAGAAAAUUUUGUGGAAGACGAACGUUCACUUUAAAACAGUUGUCUGCCGAAAUUCGACGCAUUUGGAGGUCAUUGCCACACGAAUACGAUAUCAAUUUAGUGGAAAGUAUGCCUCGGAGAUGCCAGUCCAUUAUAGAUACCGGUGAUGACUCCAUUAUUAAUAUAAUUGCAUUUGAUUCACA
Mycetomoellerius zeteki is the source of this 998-nucleotide messenger RNA. RefSeq lists its product as uncharacterized. The record is from RefSeq and is a predicted model, not a curated record. The coding region runs from base 24 to 443 and encodes 139 amino acids. The transcript is spliced from 2 exons. NCBI's taxonomy places the organism in Eukaryota, Metazoa, Arthropoda, Insecta, Hymenoptera, Formicidae.